ACGACACGCUGCACGGAGAGGGCGUGUGGUAUGGAUUUAUUAGGAAUCGGAGGGAAUCCUUCUUCCAAUAGCGUGCGUGAGACGGCGGGGCGUGGGGUGGAGAGACUCGAGAGCAAUACCAUUGCCUCACCCCGAGACCAUCCCAUGCUUCAAAUAGGCAGCAGCCAGUCCCAGGAGGUGAAGAAGACACACUACCCAUACAAGGAGCCUCGGAUCGACCAAAGGAUGUAUCAAGCAGACAUUCCUGCUUUGCAAGGCGGGGAUUCUAAUAGAGCGGUUACGAGGGGAUCGUCGUCUCCGCGUGCUGCAACUCCUGAUCUCCGCCCGGGCCAGGUGUCAGCGCACGAAAAUUGCGUGUGGUCACCCUCUCUAAUUGGACGAAGCGAAGUGGACCGAUUCCUCCUGUUCGGGAGAAACCUUCUGCAACAGUCUUCAGGGGAAGCUGUCGGAGGGUACGAUUCGGACGUCUUCAAGUGGCGGCAUGGCGCCAACAACUCUCUAGCUCCAGACGAGUCGGAUGAGAUGGCACUGGAGUUUCUCCACAAGCACGCGGGCGAUCUCAGUCGCGCUCAGUUUCAUAUGACAAGCCAGGUCUCCGGGGGUGCAGGUGGACGGUCGCUUGAGGUGAGUGAAGCCAAGCGAGGGCCACCCCAGCAGCUAUCAUCCUGGCAAUCCGCGUAUACCAGGCGUUUUAACGCGCUAGGCUUCUUUGAGAGCUCCGACGCUGGAGGCUACAUGUACCCCUCUGAGCUGGUUCGGAAGAACUUGGAGAAUUCCUCAGACGAAGAGGAAACUGGAUGGGAUCCAGAGCGGGAGGAGGAUGGAUGUGACGACGGGGAUGACGACGACGCUGCCGACUCCGGCGAGGCAGAAGAAGAUGUUACCGAAGUCGGACCCAUUACCGUCCCACAGGACUUGGAACGAUCCCGACGAGGUGCGGACAGGGCUGCCUUCAAGAAUCGCUGGAAAGCAGUGCAAGAGCGAGUGCGCGGAAUUCGCCACACCCGCAAACCUUCCCCAAAACCGUCUCUUGAGCAGUGCGUUGCUAUUCUGGACGAGGCCGCCUCUCUCCCUCCGCCGGAGCAAGCCCCUGGAGAGGAUUUCGUGGACCAGGCUCAACAAUCGGUGGCAUUGAUCUGGGAUAUGGUAACGAAGGCCCGAGAGUGGGUUGCGAACGUCGCGGACGUUCUCAAUCCGGGCUUGGACCCACGAAAGGUGAACGGGGACAGUGCUGCUAGCAUAGCGGACCUCCAGAGACUUUUGUCAGAAGCAAACAAUCUGAACGUGAGCGUUGCGGAGGCGGAUGAGGUGGCACGCAUUAUUCACGCGGCUGGUGAAUGGCAACGCAAGGUGGACGAAAUCCUUACUACUCUCCAAGCUCCGGUCCGGGGUAGAGCCGGGCGCUCGAACUGCGUCCAGCUUUCGACUCUGCGUAACGUCCUCGACGAGGCGGAGCUCAUUCCUGUCUACUUGGACCAGAGACUACAACUACAGGAACGAGUUCAAAGUACCACCGCGUUGGCAGCUACCAUCGCGGAGGUGUUUCCUUCUGGUCGACGCUUGAAGCCACAACCGGCUUUGGCUACGGCUCAAACGCUAAUGGACAGAGUGAAGGCGUCCGGGUUAGAUUUUCCGGAAUCGUCCAGGCUCAAAAAACACCUUGCCGCCGUGAAUGAUUGGCUUAGCAAAGCAAGAGCUGCAUUGGCGGGUUCCAUCCAGCUCCGCGAGCUUGACAAGCUCCUUACCGAGGCCGACAAGCUGGCGGUGGACCCGGGCCCGAAACUCUCUGAACUUCGCGCCAAGAUGGACAAAGCACGCGUGUGGCUGGACAAGGUUCGCAAGGCUGUGCCAAAGCAGAGAUCAACCCGGCGCAACGCUCCGGAUGCUGAGGCCGAAAAGGUGGACUUGAGCCAUGUGAAGGGUCUGCUCAGAUCUUCAUCGACUACUGGAGUGGAAAUGGACAUGAAGGAAUUCAGCCAUACAAAUGACCUAAUCGAAAAUGCAGAAGAGUGGAUGACACGAGUGAAGGACAUGCUCGAGUCUGGCGAACCGACCACGCUACAGGCACUGGAAGCCCUGCUCAUCGAGGCGGAAGGCAUUCCAGUCCAAAUGGAGGAGCAACAACUGCUCACAGUUGGCAUCAAGUCGCGACAGUGGCGGAUUCGCGUUGAUGCUACUCUUGCUGCCGGUAAAUCGAAACUGCACUCCCUGCAAGACCUCGCAACCGAGGGCGGAACGCUGCGGGCGGGAUUCCCCAAGGAUGCUAAGAACCACCGGGUGUAUGCCUUUCUAGACGAGAGCAAGCUGCAAGCCCUCAUCAAACGGGGAAAGGCGUGGACGACCAAGGCAAAGAACUGCAUUCAAUCCAUGCAAACUGGGCGUUUGAUGUCUGCCGCUCACCUACUCAACUUGCUGGAGGAGGCGAAGUCAAUCAAAGUUAACCUUUCCCCCGAGGUGGAUUCUCUGCGCCAGGCGGUAAAAGAUCUUUGCGAGUGGCGCGCAGACUACGAGCACAUUUUGCGUCCGCUUGGGCUAUGUUCUGGACUGCCGCCGUUGCAUGAUCGGGACCCAAACACCGCGAAUGCUACUAGCAGCGAUGCGUCCUCCAAACACGCAGGCCCCGUGGGCGGUGGUGAGGGAAGUAUCACCAAGAUGGAUGUUGACGGUAACACCUCGCAAGGCGAUACACGCGAAAUUUGUUCGUACGGCGCAGGUGGGGGGGGGGCGGGGUCCCGAGCGGCUGGGGAAAAGAUCACGUUGCAGAAUCUGUCGGCCUGUAUCCAUGCAGCGGAGAAGAUCGCGGUUGGCCGCAGCCUGAAAGAGGUGCGAGAAAUGCGCGCGGUGUUGCAACGUGCGAACGAUUGGAUCGAGCAGUGUCAAAGCUUGUGUCCUCGGCGCCAAAGCAAGCGCCGCGUCCAGCCCAGUAGCAAGCCAACCUUCGAUCGCCUUAAGAGCUUAAUAGCAGAAGGCCUGGCCUCGCCAGUGGGGGUCACGGACGAGGUGAACCGAGUUCGGAGGCACAUUGCUGAGGCUGAGUCAUGCCAGCAAAGCGCACAGUCGGUAAUUGACAAGGCGUGCAGUGACUUGGCUGACCAAACAGUCGAACGGAAGGAACUCUGGCGUAAGGAAGACGAAGAGUGCCGACAAAGAGGAAAUUCACGGCAGGAAAGGCAGCCUUCUGAAAUUCCCGAAGACUCUGCACAGCGCAUUCAAGCAGCAGAGGGAGGCAAAAAAUACGAGAACCGACAAAGAAAACCAGCUGGUGUUGGGAACGAUGGCGACUCAGACGACGAAAGCGACGAUGUGGACCGUGAGGACGAACUGGACGAAGCAGAGGAGGCAAUCGGAAAGGCAUUGGAGCAACUCCUUCUAACGUCUAGGGACAUCACCGUAUUCAUGCCCGAGGAGCUCGUGGCAGAGAAAGUGCAAAAGAUCAUCGGGUGGGCCAGGAGCGUAAGGGAAAGCGCGUCCUUUGCUGGCGACGGCUUGCAGCUAAGCCAGGCGAAGGAUAUCGUCAAGGUUGGCAAAGGUGUACUUGACCUCAACGUUGACAACGAACUGGAGGGGAAAGCGCUAACGCCGAGUAUCGUCAAGUCUUUGGAGGUUGUCAUCAAUUGCUACCAGGGCAAGGUGGAAGAGAUCCAAAAAAAGCUGAAAAAAGCAGAAGCGUGGAUGGCGAAAGCUAAGGAGUUAGUCGGCAGGGAGACCGUCACGAUGGAGGACUUCGAGAACUUGCUCAAAACUGCUGAGGAUGUGGGGGUGGAGAAUGAAGACAUGUCAAAAAAGAUUAGGGCAGAGAUGGGACGAUGCAGGGCAUGGGGGGUCAAGGCUGAUUCUGCUCUAGAAGGGCCCAAGCUCGGCCUUAACGCCUUGAAGAAACUUAUCGUGGAAGGAGAGAAAAUCAAGACAUCCGGCAAGAAGCUCAAGGAUUUGAAGCAUCAACAAAAGCUGGCGCUCAGGUGGACGACACGGCUGAAGAAGACGGGUAUAGAGAAAGGGACGGCAAGCAUCAACGAGCUCAAGUCCAUGAUUCCCGAAGCUGCCGAUAUUCGCGUCGACCUGACCGACGAUAUUCGUGUCCUAAAGCAAGCCACAUGCAGCUACUGCAUCUGUAGCAGGCCUGGCGAGGAUCUAGGUCCCUUAGUGGAUUGCAAGAAAUGUGGGGAAGGUUACCACCAAAUUUGCAUGGGCAUCAGUCCAGAGAAAGCUGCGGCUCUAGAGGCAUCUGAGGAAGGGUUCAAGUGCAUUCGCUGCCGCAUCAGCAGCCUUUUCACCAGCGCGGAACAAGCGAUGCUGACGGCGAUGAAGCGCUGGAUGCCGUCCACGUGCUUCGCGGACCAGGCAGGGUUCGAUGAGGCACCCCUCGGUGAUGUAUCAGGUGCGCCGGGUCGGGACCGUUGGCAAUCUUCGCAGAACUUUGCUGCCCUGGCUGGGGUAGUACGAGACGCCAUGAACCUUCCCCGCAAAAAGAUAAGGACCAGCCUUGGGGUGUUGUCCGAGGUGGAUAACAACAUCAACGCACUCUCAACACUUCCCUGGGGCAAAACUGCUUCAGGAGAAGAGCAGCACCAACACGCCAGGGCUAUGCUGUGCAGUUUGCGGGUGUUGCUGUGGUGCACCAUGGCGCAGUGGGCAGUGCGAAAGCCUCCAUCUGUGAUCCUGCUGUACGACCUCGUGUCGCAAGGGUCGCAACUCACACAAGUAGACCAUAACCUGCUGGAAACCCUGGGGCAUAUGGCGAAGAGGGCUUCGCUGUGGGAGGCAUCUGUGAGAGAUGCAUUUCGCGGCCCAGCAGAGAACGUCGACAGCCUCAUCGAUGUUGACACUCUCCAGAAGCUCCUCGAAGAAGCGAAGCAUAUCCCCGUGCUUCUUUCGUUGGAGCCGAAGGUUGUGGCAGCCCUAGACGAUGGAGGCAACCGCUACUGCCUUUGCCGAGGUCCAAACGACGGCACUUUUAUGGUGCAGUGCGACGAUUGUGAUCAAUGGUUCCACGGGAGCUGCGUCAACCUCAAGGAGGGUGACAAGAGUCUCAACAACUUCGAGUGUCCCGGAUGCGCAAAGAAGAAGGGUGGACAGUACACCCAUGGCACGAUAGAUGUGAAUGCUCUCAAGGAGCGCGGUGUUGCUGCCGCUGCUGUGGCGCCGGUAGAGGUCGCACCCCAGGGCGAGGAAGAGACAGGCGGCGACGACCCCGUCAGCAACACGUGUAUGUGGCCCCCGCCGGAGGCGGAGUAUUUCUUCGGAACGCUGGACCUGACUCAGCUUGCUGGUUCGGACCCGGGGCCACCUCCCGCACCGGAGCCAGAACCACCAGCAAGUGGAAUAAUGCAUGCAGCGAGUGAAGCAUACAGGUUCCAGGAGAUGCCACGAAUGGCGAUAGCAGCAUCGCAAGCACCUCCGGUCGAGCCGGAGACAACGCAGCACAUGGCACCGCAGUAUCCUGUGCAACAGUACUUGCCCGCCGCCGGAACAAGCCCGACAGGACCCCCUCCGUACGGAGGCCUAGCGUAUUACCAGCACUACCCACACGCCGUCGAUCCCUACAGUCGUCACUCCACCGACCACUACGGGCCUCACAUGGCAGCCCCCCAGCAGCAGGCCCUCCCGCCGGACCCGUACGCUUUUGCGACGGCCGGUACACCCGUGGUCGAGCGGGCUCCGGAGAGUGGAGAGGGGGCGAGGAAGAGGGCUGCUGAAGGCGCGGCUUCAACUGUUGCUACCGCAGGCAUCAAGAGGGCAAGAACUGACGAAACCCCUCUCAGCUGAAUGGCUUUUUUUUUUGUAAUUUGGAAUACGGUUCUUGCUUUCUGGUUUAGUGUAAGCAGUUUUCAGUAUCAGCAAGCGGUGCACAUCGUGGGUACCACCAUUUGUUCAGAGUUCCGGGAGUUAAAUCUCAAAUUUGAAAUUCACCAUAGCUGGCCUCCUGUCUUGCCCAUCUCCAUGGUCGGUGUACUGUGACAUCAGACCUGUCAUCAUGACACAUGACACGCGAAGGGACAAGCGAGCUUCAGUUGAAGCCAUGCCACGAUUCAGGACUGAGCGUUGUAGUUGGGUUCCAUUUUUGUAGCAAGUUGCAGACCCUUCCGGCAUUUUUAUUUCACUCAUGUAGAUGCAAUACCUUGGUUUUAGAAUCUGCGGAAAUGACCAAGGGAAUUCGUUACUAUCUGCAGGAUAAGGACGGUUGUCAUGGAGGGAUUAGGAGAAGGUGAAACAAGUUGCGUGCAUGUGCAACGGCGCAACUGGGGUGCGUUCAAUGGCUGUCUCCAAACUCAACACUGAUGGAAAAAAAUGCCAACAUUCGUCUUGGGUCGCUGUACUUGCACGACGUGACGAAAAAACGUGCAAACCGUUGUUGCUUGUGCUCACCGGUCUCGACUGUGGAGCCAUGAAAGAACACGCUCACCUCCGAAGUAUUGAACAUGCCGGGGGGGCUUGGUCCCACUGUUGCUGUUGGUUUGCGUGAGCUUAGGCCGCGGUAGGUAUACCUGGGUAUCGUUCACCCUCCUGAAGUGGGAGCCAUCUGUUUGCUGCGAUUUGGUAACGCAGUUCCGCAAAUUGGCCACCUGGAGUGCCCUACGGCGA
This is a messenger RNA of Ectocarpus sp. CCAP 1310/34, 6582 nucleotides long. The record is from the annotation of a GenBank genome assembly. Lineage: Eukaryota; Phaeophyceae; Ectocarpales; Ectocarpaceae.